Messenger RNA from Ciona intestinalis (vase tunicate), 1637 nucleotides. Its product is annotated as leucine-rich repeat-containing protein 73. NCBI's taxonomy places the organism in Eukaryota, Metazoa, Chordata, Ascidiacea, Phlebobranchia, Cionidae. The record is from RefSeq and is a predicted model, not a curated record. Gene Ontology annotation, molecular function: protein binding.
CUCUCUCGUAACUGUUUAUAAAAAGAAACAAACACACGCACUUGAGGUAAUUUGGGAGAGAAAGUGAGAAAAACGAAAGUUGGUAAAAGUGGUAUAGUACGUUCCUACAUGUUACCAAGGGGAACAUAGACAAGCUUUUUGCAUUGCUUCGAAGUUUUGGUUACUUGUUAAGAAAUCCGUAUAUGCUUGCGUUUAUAAAGGUUGAUGAAUUGUCAAUAAUGUCGGCUGGUACAAUACAAAUAUCAGGGGAGACUUUAUCAAUUGUUGAGGUGGAAAAUAUUAAGGACAAUUUAAGGAAACACCUAAUUUCACUUCUAUCGCUUCGAAAUUGCAAGCUAGAUGCUGAUGGAUUUCGUAAACUAAUGCGUGCAGUGUGCAAAACUAAAUCUUUGCUCCAACUAAACCUUAACAUUGGUGUGGUAGAUUCAGAUGAUAGAGCUAUUCUGUUAGCUAAUGCAUUGAAUAUAAACCGGUCAAUUCAGUCACUGUACUUACAUGGCACACCAUUGGGCGACACCAGGUUUAGUUUGAUGUACCGAGCUUUAUCUCUUCAUCCAUCUUUGGUAGACCUUGAUGUUGGAGAUUGUAUGUUGGGUGAUAAUGGUAUAAGGAUGCUGUGUUACUUACUGGCACCAGAUGGUGCAAAAUCAGGGCUAAAAGAGCUAGUCCUUAGUGCGAAUACAAGAGUAACAAAUAAUGGAUGGGCAUUCUUCUUUUGUUCGUUGGCAGCAAGUUCUUGCUUACGAUCACUUAAUUUGGAUUACAACCCUGCUAUAAGUGACAGCGGUGCUAAGAUGCUAGCUGUUGUGGUUGCUGGUACCAGAUCUUUAAAAAAGAUUGAUUUAGAAGCUUGUAACUUAACUGAAGAUUCCGCCAAGGUGUGGUUGGAAAUGUUGCAAUCUUUUCCCACACCACUACGUGCACUCAACAUUACUGAGAACAAAAUAUCCACAACCACUAUGAGGGAAAUCAAUGAAUGCCUCACACAUGAUAGCUCAAGUGAUGAUGGUUAAAAUGCCAGAAAGAAAUUUAGUUUAACACUGUUACUAUAUUGGGCAGCAUUUUAUACACUGCAGUUCUUUGUUGUAGAAUUUUUUACCUUAUUUUGAUGUUGUAGCACUGUCAUUGUACAUUCAUUUUUAUUGCUGUAUUUAGAGGGUUAACUGUGUUUUAGCUGCCAUCAUGUAUUAAUCACAAAGCAUUUACAUAGUGUUGUUAUACCCAAUAAUAUAAUUAACUUCUUUUCUGUAUUCAUGUACUAUUAGGUGGGAAAUAUUUAUACCGUUAACAUAUGAUAUCCUAUAUUUACUAAUCGUUUUUUCAACUAUCCACAACAUUAUUUUAGAGUUGUGAUGAUACGGUUGUAUAAUUCUGUAAAAAUUCUUUGUUUACUACUAAAUAGGACGAUAAAAGAAAUGAAACCUGGACUUGUAACAUUAUACAUACAUCAGUAUUGAUACACCUCACUAAAUGUACGUACUUAAACAUAUAUUUUUUUCAAUUUUUGGUGUUACUUGCAAUACCACGGAAUCCAUGUUUCAUGCGUUGUAAAUUGCAAUACCGUAAUUAAAUUCGAGACAAUGUUUAUACAGUAGAAACUACCUACUACAUAAUAAAUAGUUGACACCUAUUUAUAA